AGCGGGGGCGGAGCCGAGCGGCGGGGGCGGUGCUGGUGAGCGCGGGGCCUGGGGCCGAGGCGGCGCGCGGCGCUGACAGCUAGUCGGUCGCGGCCUCCGGCCCCCUCGGCACCCGGCGCCGACCACGGCCGGUCCCGGAGCCAUGAGCCCCGGGCUACUGCUGCUGCUCGGCAGCGCCGUCCUGCUCGCCUUCGGCCUCUGCUGCACCUUCGUGCAUCGCGCUCGCAGCCGCUAUGAGCACAUCCCCGGGCCGCCGCGGCCCAGCUUCCUUCUUGGACAUCUCCCCUACUUUUGGAAAAAGGACGAAGCUUGUGGCCGUGUGCUCCAAGAUGUGUUUUUGGAUUGGGCUAAGAAGUAUGGUCCUGUUGUGAGAGUCAAUGUCUUCCACAAGACCUCAGUCAUUGUCACGAGUCCGGAGUCAGUCAAGAAGUUCCUGAUGUCCACCAAGUACAACAAGGACUCCAAGAUGUACCGUGCGAUUCAGACUGUGUUUGGGGAGAGACUGUUUGGCCAGGGCUUGGUGUCUGAAUGUGACUAUGGGCGCUGGUACAAGCAGAGGAGAGUCAUGGACUUGGCCUUCAGCCGCAGCUCCUUGGUCAGUCUGAUGGAGACGUUCAACGAGAAGGCAGAGCAGCUGGUGGAAAUCUUAGAAGCUAAGGCAGAUGGACAGACACCCGUGUCCAUGCAGGACAUGCUGACCUGCGCCACCAUCGACAUCCUGGCCAAGGCAGCUUUUGGGAUGGAGACCAGUAUGUUACUGGGUGCCCAGAAGCCGCUGUCCCAGGCAGUGAAGGUUAUGCUGGAGGGCAUCAGUGCAUCCCGUAACACCCUGGCAAAGUUCAUGCCCGGGAAGAGAAAGCAGCUUCGGGAGAUCCGCGAGAGCGUCCGUCUGCUGCGCCAGGUGGGGAAGGACUGGGUGCAGCGCCGCCGCGAGGCCCUGACGAGGGGCGAGGAUGUGCCGGCCGACAUCCUCACGCAGAUCCUCAAAGCUGAAGAGGGAGCUCAGGACGAUGAGGUUCUGCUGGAUAACUUUGUCACCUUCUUCAUUGCGGGUCACGAGACUUCUGCCAACCAUCUGGCAUUCACAGUGAUGGAGUUGUCUCGCCAGCCAGAGAUCGUGGCAAGGCUGCAGGCUGAGGUGGACGAGGUUGUCGGUUCCAAGAGGCACCUGGACUACGAGGAUCUGGGGAAACUGCAGUAUCUGUCGCAGGUCCUCAAAGAGUCUCUGAGGCUGUACCCGCCAGCGUGGGGCACCUUUCGCCUGCUGGAGGAGGAGACCUUGAUUGAUGGGGUCAGAGUCCCUGGCAACACUCCUCUCCUGUUCAGCACCUACGUCAUGGGAAGGAUGGACACCUACUUUGAAGACCCAUUGACUUUCAACCCUGACCGCUUCAGCCCUGGAGCGCCCAAGCCACGGUUCACUUACUUCCCCUUUUCCCUGGGCCACCGGUCCUGCAUCGGUCAACAGUUUGCUCAGAUGGAGGUGAAAGUUGUCAUGGCCAAGCUGCUUCAGAGGAUCGAGUUCCGGCUGGUGCCUGGGCAGCGCUUUGGGCUGCAAGAGCAGGCUACACUCAAGCCAUUGGACCCCGUGCUGUGCACCCUGAGGCCCCGGGGCUGGCAGCCUGCACCCCCACCCCCACCCUGCUGAGCCCUGGGUAGGGUCAGACUCCUUGGACCAGGGCCUGAUUGGCCCCCAUUAAUGCCCAUGGCCACCCACCAGCACCCCUGACCCUUCUGCCACCUUCCACGAUGGCUCCUGGCGAGCCCUGUCCCCUCGCCUGCUUCACACCCUCAGUGCUUCCUGUCAUCGCUGGCUUUUCAGCUCUUUCUGGUGGGCCCUGCCUGACUCCCAGCUAUUACCACCACCACCAUCGUCUCUCCCAAACCUCUGAACUUCUGCACUGGCCACACCCUCAAAAGAGACACCCUAACUCUUGCUCACUCCCUAAACUCUUCAAGUGACACGUCCCCCAGGAAGCCCUCCUUGCUUCCCACAGCCAGGCCAGGGUCUCUCCUCUGUGCUCCUACCUCUAACACACUGACCACACUGUAUUGUGAAUGUUUGCUCAUGUGACCAGCUGCCCUGCCAGGCUGUGAGGGCCACAGGGCAGGGUCUGUGUGCACUUUGCCUCUGAGGCCCCUGUUGCUAACUAGGGUCUGGAACAGAGUCGAUGCCCAAUAAAUGUGUGUUGACUGCA
Mus pahari (shrew mouse) is the source of this 2198-nucleotide messenger RNA. Its product is annotated as cholesterol 24-hydroxylase. Lineage: Eukaryota; Metazoa; Chordata; Mammalia; Rodentia; Muridae. Gene Ontology annotation, molecular function: heme binding; cholesterol 24-hydroxylase activity; iron ion binding. The coding region runs from base 143 to 1648 and encodes 501 amino acids. Gene Ontology annotation, biological process: cholesterol catabolic process. The record is from RefSeq and is a predicted model, not a curated record. The transcript is spliced from 15 exons.